AUGUCUACUUCAGUUGCCCCAACUAGUACAUCUGCCACUGCAACUAAGGGAUCAGAUGCAACCACCAGAACACCUGAAACUCUGGCUGCCACCACAGUCCAAGUGACAUCAACCACUAACUCAGCAACAGAUGCUGCCUCCACAACUGCCCCAGCACCUGAUUUUACCACAGAGAGUUCAGAAGCUGAAGCAAACACAGCAGAAGACGCCACUCUCCCAGCUACAGCUGGUUCCACUACUCAAGUUGCCACGACAACUUUAGCAAACACACCCCCUGCUACUGUUGCUACCACUGCUACAGCCACAACCCCCACACAUGUUGGCACCACAAGUGCAACACCUCCCAUAACUCUAGGGAUUGGUGCCACUAGCACUGGUGCCACUUCAUCAUCACCCAGUGCUACCACAACUCUUGCUUCUGCUACCACAGAAAUACUCAGAACUUCUGCCACUGCUUCUAGUUCUGUCACAACGACAGCUUCACCUGGUGCCACAACCACAGCUGCACCAAGUUCUGCAACCACAGUUGCACCAAGUUCUACAACCACCAGUGCACCUGGUACUGCUACCGUAGCUGCCUCAAGUUCUGCCAUCCCACCAGUGGCUGAGACUACCACUGAACCAGCCGAUGACAUAACCACUGAAGCUACUUCCCCAGUGAGUGAGGAAGUUACUGAAACAGCUGAUGACACAACCACUGCAGCUGCCACCACAACUUCACCUAAUGGGGUAGCAACUGGGGCAACGGACUCCACAACCCCAGAAACAAACUUCUCACUCACUGCUACUACAACUGCUGGAUCCUCAAACCCAACAUCUGGGGGAACAAUCACCACCAAAACUGCAGCAGCCUCUUCAACCCCAGGACUAGAUGUGACCACCAAUGGUCCAGUCACAACCUCAGCCACCAGUAUUACAACUGCUGCUGCUGGCACAACCAUAGCAGGUGCUACUACUUCGACCCCUGUGACUUCAGCCUCCACUGCUGAACCAGCUGUGCUGACCAGUGUGGGUGAAACAACCACUCAGGCUUCUGGAGCUACAACCCCAGAGGAUGAGGCUACCACUGAACCAACAGAAGAUACAACCACUGAAGCUCCCACAACUGCACCUGUUGAUGCCAUAACCCCAACAGCUAACCCUACAUCCUCACCAGCAGAGUCCACAUCUCCAGCUGUGAGUACAACUGCUUCAGCUACAACCACAGUAUCUGGAGUAGCAACCAGCACAACCACAGCAGCCUCCACAACUCCAGGAGUUGAUGCCACCACAAGUGCCACCACCUUACCUUCAGUCACUGGUACCACAUCUCCUUCUGGUGCCACCACAACUGUACCAAGUGCUCCCUCUACUACUGAAUCUGGUGUCCUGACCAACAGUGAAGCUACCACCCAGACUCCUGAUGCUACAACUCCAGGGGAAGAGGCUACCGCUGAACCAACAGAAGACACAACCACUGAAGCUGCCACAACUGCACCUGCUGAUGCCACAACCCCAACAGCUAACCCUACAUCCUCACCAGUAGAGUCCACACCUCCAGCUGUGAGUACAACUGCUUCAGCUACAACCACAAUAACUGGAGAAGCAACCAGCACAACCAUAGCAGCCUCCACAACUCCAGGAGUUGAUGCCACCACAAGUGCCACCACCUCAUCUUCAGUCACUGGUACCACAUCUCCUUCUGGUGCCACCACAACUGUACCAAGUGCUCCCUCUACUACUGAGUCUGGUACCCUGACUAACAGUGAAGCCACCACCCAGACUCCUGAUGCUACAACUCCAGGGGAAGAGGCUACCACUGAACCAACAGAAGACACAACCACUGAAGCUGCCACAACUGCACCUGCUGAUGCCACAACCCCAACAGCUAACCCUACAUCCUCACCAGUAGAGUCCACACCUCCAGCUGUGAGUACAACUGCUUCAGCUACAACCACAAUAACUGGAGAAGCAACCAGCACAACCACAGCAGCCUCCACAGCUCCAGGAGUUGAUGCCACCACAAGUGCCACCACCUCAUCUUCAGUCACUGGUACCACAUCUCCUUCUGGUGCCACCACAACUGUACCAAGUGCUCCCUCUACUACUGAAUCUGGUAUCCUGACCAACAGUGAAGCUACCACCCAGACUCCUGAUGCUACAACUCUGGGGGAUAAGACCACCACUGUGUCAGCAGAUAGAACCACUGCAGCUACCACCGCUCCAGCUGAAGGUGCCACAACCCGUUCAGGUGACUCCACAACCUUAGAAGCCAGCACUACAUCUGUUGCUACUACUGAGUCUGGUACCCUGACUAACAGUGAAGCCACCACCCAGACUCCUGAUGCUACAACUCCAGGGGAAGAGGCUACCACUGAACCAACAGAAGACACAACCACUGAAGCUGCCACAACUGCACCUGCUGAUGCCACAACCCCAACAGCUAACCCUACAUCCUCACCAGUAGAGUCCACACCUCCAGCUGUGAGUACAACUGCUUCAGCUACAACCACAAUAACUGGAGAAGCAACCAGCACAACCACAGCAGCCUCCACAGCUCCAGGAGUUGAUGCCACCACAAGUGCCACCACCUCAUCUUCAGUCACUGGUACCACAUCUCCUUCUGGUGCCACCACAACUGUACCAAGUGCUCCCUCUACUACUGAAUCUGGUGUCCUGACCAACAGUGAAGCUACCACCCAGAUUCCUGAUGCUACAACUCUGGGGGAUAAGACCACCACUGUGUCAGCAGAUAGAACCACUGCAGCUACCACCGCUCCAGCUGAAGGUGCCACAACCCGUUCAGGUGACUCCACAACCUUAGAAGCCAGCACUACAUCUGUUGCUACUACUGCAACAGUUACAUCAUCUGCAACCACAACUCCUAUAGCAGCUUCAGUUGCCACAGAUGCCACAACUACUGCUAGUAUGAGUGUAGCAGUCACCACUACCCCUGCUGAACCUGCUUCUUCAACUAUUGAAGCUGCAUCUCCAGGGGAGGAGGACACUACUGAAUCUUUAGGGACAGCUGCCAGUACAACUCCAUCUGGUUCCACUUCCACCACUGUAUCUGAAGAUUUAACCACUGUACUGGACCCUACCACCCCAGAACCUACAACAGCUGCCCCCACUGAGGAGGUCACUGCUACCACAGCAGAUGAUACUACUCUCUCUGAAGCAAAUACUGAUGCUGCCACGACUCCUUCUGCACAAUCCACACAACCCCUUGAGGCUUCCACACUUGCAGGCUCAGCUGGAACCACCUCUGCUGUUGACAGCAGCACACAACCACCAUCUGCUACUACGACUACAGCCAGUAUACCUAUAACCAGCCUUACUGAUCCUUCCCCAUAAUAAAAGCAAUGCCGUGGUACAUCUCAAGCAUCUUGAUAACAGGUCGUAAUUUCCCUAAAUAUUAAACUUCUCAUCUUAAUUUUUGCCAAUAUCGCCUCAAGAAUUGACUGCAAUCCCACUUCAGAAAUGAGGCCAUUCUAGAAAUUCUGUUUCUUUCACUCUCACUUCUUCUGUGU
Lutra lutra (Eurasian river otter) is the source of this 3509-nucleotide messenger RNA. RefSeq names its product mucin-19-like. The transcript is spliced from 3 exons. The coding region runs from base 1 to 3333 and encodes 1110 amino acids. The record is from RefSeq and is a predicted model, not a curated record. Lineage: Eukaryota; Metazoa; Chordata; Mammalia; Carnivora; Mustelidae.